AUGGCACUAAACUUCUUCGACCAAUUCAUAAGCCCUACAUACCUAGGGAUUCCACUGAUCGCCCUAGCCCUAAGCCUACCCUGAGUCCUAUUUCCCACACCAUCAAGCCGCUGACUCAACAAUCGACUCCUAACCCUUCAAGGCUGAUUUAUCAACCGAUUCACCCAACAAAUACUACUCCCACUCAACCUCGGAGGCCACAAAUGAGCCGUUCUACUGACAUCAAUGAUAAUCUUCCUAGUCACCCUGAAGAUGCUCGGCCUCCUACCAUAUACUUUCACCCCAACGACCCAACUAUCGCUAAACAUAGGAUUUGCAGUCCCCCUCUGACUUGCAACCGUGGUCAUUGGCCUCCGAAAUCAACCAACCGUAGCCCUAGGACACCUUCUACCGGAAGGGACCCCAGUUGUUCUCAUCCCCUUCCUCAUUAUCGUCGAAACGUUCAGCUUACUCAUCCGACCCCUAGCCCUAGGAGUGCGACUAACCGCCAACCUUACAGCAGGCCACCUGCUAAUUCAACUCAUCGCCACCGCCGCAUUUGUUCUCCUCCCGAUAAUGCCAACCGUAGCCAUCCUGACAGCCACCGUCCUAUUUCUCUUAACUCUUCUGGAAGUAGCAGUAGCAAUGAUUCAAGCCUACGUAUUUGUCCUCCUCCUCACCCUUUACCUACAAGAAAACACCUAA
Messenger RNA from Chanos chanos (milkfish), 684 nucleotides. NCBI's taxonomy places the organism in Eukaryota, Metazoa, Chordata, Actinopteri, Gonorynchiformes, Chanidae. The record is from the annotation of a RefSeq genome assembly.